Molecule: messenger RNA, 1428 nt
Organism: Mesorhabditis belari
Lineage: Eukaryota; Metazoa; Nematoda; Chromadorea; Rhabditida; Rhabditidae
Source: the annotation of a GenBank genome assembly
AUGCCAUUCUUCCUCAAUGAUGGUGCCCAAAAAAGGAAAGGCAAAUCGAGCAACGUAAAGGGAUCGAAGAGGAAGACUCUGAAUUCUACGCAUGAAGCAAAAGGAGCGGCAAAGCGAAAAAAAAUUCUGGAUGACGAGGUUAUUUUGUCUGAUGAAGAGUAUUCCGAUGACGAAGAUGCGUAUGCAGCUGGUUCCGGCUCGGAUGGCGAAUAUGAAGAUAGCAAGGAUAAAGAAUACAGACAAGCAAAAGAUCUACUUGAUCAGCUCAUCGCGGAAGGUGAUCUUGGCGACGAAGAUGGAGAUUCAGAAGAAGAGGCUGCACAUGCAAACAUUGGGGAGAAGCUCAAGGAAGUUGCAUCAAUCAAAACUGGAACGUUUCAUCGAAAAGUUGCAAAUAAGCUCGAAGUAGUCGAAGGUCAAGAAACAUCACAUGGAAGGCACAGAUUUACGCCUUUAAGUGUGGCUUUCUCUCCGUGUGCGGAGUUCAUCUUUAGUACAGGGAAAGACUCACAAGUGGUAAAGUAUAGCCUCAAAAAGAAGCAAACGAUUGGUGUAAUUCGACGGGAAAAAGCAAACGGAAAAAUGCAAGACGCACACUCUGGCCAUAUUUUUGCAGUAGCUGUGUCUCCAGAUGGAAAAUAUGUUGCAACUGGCGGAGUCGAUUGCUUAAUAAAAAUUUGGGAUGCAUCAUCGUUAAAGUUCCUGAAAGAUUUGAAAGGACAUCUACAGCCAAUAACUUCCUUAUGCUUUCGUCUUAAAUCGACACAACUUUUUUCGUCAAGCAAAGACCGAAUGGUUAAGCUUUGGGAUUUGGAACAGAUGGGCUUGCUCGACACGAUGUUUGGUCACCAGGAUGCGGUACUGUCAAUUGACUGCUUGAACAAAGAACGUGUCCUAAGUUGUGGAGGUCAAGAUCGAUCAGUUAGAUUGUGGAAGGUCGAUACGGAAAGCCAGCUGGUUCUAAAUGGCUCUCACGAUUGCGGAAGUAUUGAUUGUGUUGCGAUGCUCAAUGAAGACCAUUUUGUUAGCGGAUCAGCUGAUGGAUCGUUAUGUGUCUGGUCAAUAUUUAAGAAGAAGCCUACAACUGUCAAAAAGUGUGCUCAUGAUCGCAAUAACAAACAGGAACCUUUUUGGAUUGUAUCUGUUGCGGCUUUGCCAUUUACCGAUCUAGUGGCAUCCGGCUCAAAUAAUGGCGAAUUACGUUUCUGGCGCGUUGCUGAUGACUACAAAACUCUUCUUUUGACUUACACGUACGAAAUGAAAGGUUUCAUUAAUCAAAUUCGCUUCUCAAAUGAUGGAAAUUUUGUAUCCUGCGCUACAGGUCAAGAACACAAGUUCGGUAGAUGGUGGGUCGACUUGGAAGCGCGAAAUAAGAUAUUUGUCCUGCCGCUAACAUAUGGCCAAGAAGAAAUUCCACACGUCAAUAGC